AUCUGCGCCUGCAGGAGUUAGAUGAGGAGUGAACGUUACAGGUGGAGCAGGAGCACGAGCACGAGCAGGAGCACGAGCAGGAACAGGAGCAGGAGAGCAGCGGCAGACUGGAGGGUCUUUAGUGCUGCGCACAGCCCAGACAGCUCAGCUCAGCCCCGGUGAGUGAGGGACACCAGCCGCGCCUCGGACUUUUACGCACGGACUUGUUUGCGCGCAGAUUUGUCCCGAAAGUGGAACCAUGACCAGGAUCACCUCCAACAUCCUUCACCAGUAGCCAGAGAGAAUGGCUUCUGCUCCUCCUUCCAGAGAGGACACCAGCAGCUCAUUAGCUCUUCGCUGGAGGCUAACACCGACAUAGAUACACACCACGCAGGACUUCACACUGAAAGCAGGCUGAGCUUAAACAUCCGCAUGAACGUCUGUGAACACACCACUCGUGCCUGAGCGGCACAUGUCCGGGGCAGCGGCGUCCCCGCAGCGUAACAGCAGCUGGACUCAGACCUUGGACCAUGUUCUCUCUCUGAUUAAUGCUGCAGUGGCAGAGCUGGAUCUUUCAGCUCUUCCACACUGAGACAAACCUGGAUUCUGAGCCAUGUCUCUUCACAAAGCUCUGAGCAUCGUCUGUGGAUUGAUGCUGCAUGUUUCACUCGGUGCACUCAACACUCACUGUGCCCCACGCAAGACUGUCCCGUAUCAGAAUGAGCUGAAGAUGUUCAGAGAGGAGGGGAUCUCCAACUACUCCACUAUGUUGAUGAGAGACGACCUGGGCGUGCUGCUGCUGGGAGCCAGAGAGGCCAUAUACGCUCUGGACAUCGACAACAUCUCAGUGAGAAAGUCUGUGGUGUACCAGCGAGUGACCGAGGAGAAGCAGAGGGAGUGCACGUACAAGGGAAAACACGCUGAGGUGGAAUGCCGCAACUACAUUCGAACCCUGCACAGAGUGAAUGACACUGCGAUGUAUGUGUGCGGCACCAAUGCUUUUAGCCCCACAUGUGAUUAUAUGACUUUUGUAAGCGGACAGCUGAAGCUGCAGGGAAAGCAGGAGGAGGGGAAGGGGAAGUGUCCUUUUGAUCCCUUCCAGAGAUACUCCUCCCUCAUGGUUGGAAAUGACCUGUAUUCUGCUACAUCCAUCAACUUCUUGGGCUCCGAGCCUGUGGUCCUGCGCAGCUCAAACUUGGCCCUCCGCACUGAGUUUAAGAGCUCCUGGCUCAGUGAGCCUAACUUCGUCUACAUGGACUUUGUUGGGGAGAGUUUUGACAGUUCAGAUGGCGACGAUGAUAAGGUGUACCUGUUCUUCAGCGAGAACGCCAUGGAGUACGACUUCUACAGCAAAGUCACAGUGUCACGAGUGGCCCGUGUCUGCAAGGGGGAUAUGGGCGGCCAGCGGACGCUGCAGAGGAAAUGGACGUCGUUUCUGAAAGCUCGUCUGGAUUGUUCCCUCCCUGAACCCAGCCUGCCCCCAAUUGUCCAGGAUGUCUUCCUGCUGAAGCACGAGGACUGGAGGAAGAGCGUCUUCUACGCUGUCUUCAAACCGCAAUCGAGUUUGUCCCAGGUUUCUGCUGUGUGCGCGUACAGCGUCUCUGACAUCAGAAAUGUUUUCAAUGAGGGAAAGUUCAAGACACCUGUUGCCGUGGAGACCUCCCAUGUGAAGUGGGUGAUGUACACCGGAGAAGUGCCAGUCCCCAGACCAGGAGCGUGCAUCAAUGAUGUGGCUCGCAAAAUGGGGAUGAACCGCUCUCUGGACCUUCCUGACAAAACCCUCCAGUUCAUCAGAGACCGUCCCCUCAUGGACGAGGCCGUUCCUCCGCUGACAGGAGGGCCGCUGCUGGUCAAGAGGGGAGCUCUGCUGACUCGGAUUGUGGUGGACAGCGUGCUGGCGCUGGACGGACAGAGAUACACUGUCAUGUUUAUUGGCACUGAAAACGGCUUUGUUCAGAAGGCUGUUAACUACGCCGGAGAAAUGUUCAUCAUUGAGGAGAUUCAACUGUUUGAAGACCCUGAGCCGAUCAGCAUCCUGCGCCUCUCAUCCACCAAGGGUCUGCUGUACGCAGGUUCAGAUUUUGGUGCUGUACAGAUGCCAGUCAGUAACUGCAGCCGCUACGACACGUGUGUGGACUGCAUCCUGGCCAGGGAUCCGUACUGUGCCUGGGACUUUUCCACUGGGCGCUGCUCCUCGGUCCACAGCCUAACCCCCGCCCCAAUUACUGCAAUGCAGAGUCUGAAGGAGGGAGACGUCUCACGCUGUCCUCAGCCAGAUCCAGUUGCAGCUGUGGACUUCACCCUCGUCCCACAGAACAACAUCCAGCUGUCCUGCCAGCCCCACUCCAACUUGGCACAGCUCGUCUGGCGUUUCUCUGACCAAACCCUUCGCUCCGACCACAAAUACUACAUCUACAGCGGGGGCCUCCUCAUCUUGGGCGCCUCUGAAUCGGACGCCGGCCUUUACACCUGCGACUCAGUAGAGCAGAUAAACGGCAGAACAUACAACCGAACUGUGGCGGUUUAUCGUUUACAGCUCUGCUCUGGACCUGGAGUGGUGGACAGCACCACUCCUGGCACUGAGGUGACGAAUUCCUCGGACCCUUCUCCCCGUGUGAACACAGCUGCGCCGGGACCAGAGGACCCGUCGUCCCCUGAGACGCACAGCGACACUGGCAGGGUGACUAGUUUGGAGGUGGCCGUGGGUGUGCUCUCGCUGUUUUGCCUCACUCUGAUGGGGGUCAUAUAUUGCAUCUGGAGUGGACGAUGCUUGGCGUGUUUCAGGUUCGCGCCGGUGCUCCAGAGCCCCAGCGAGACCGAGGGGAAGCGGCAGCCGGCGUGUGAAUACAUGCACAUCCAGAAUAGGACGUCAGCGGUAAAGCUUCUGGGGCCUGAAUCUGGGAGACCUUGCACAGCCAAUAAUAAUCACACUGCUGUGGACUUCAAAGGGAACGGCGAGCACCACUUCACACCUAUGGCCAACAUUUCAAGUCUGGAUGGUCUCGGAUACAUAAAUGAUGAGUCAGAGAUUUGACUCUGCUGAGUAACAGGAUUCAGUCGGAGGCCAAUGCCAGUGCACUAAUUAUCUUCCUAUAGGUGUACAUCUGAAGAGAGACGCUUCUCAGAAAACAUUUUCACAUUAUAAAUUCUUUUGAUAGGUGCUCUGCCUCUCCUCGCAAAUUGCCUGCACUGUCUAUCAUUUCCAUACCGUAACAUGGCAGCUGAGGUUCAGUGUAAAGACUUUUUCUGGUGGGAUAUCCACAUUAGGAAAGACAUUUUAUAUAUGUAAAUGUAUUUUUUGUACAAUGACAACUUAAGUGAAUACACUUCAUGUAACAUAUUUGUACAGCCAAGACAUUUUUCUUUUCAGCUAUUUAUUAGUCGCACUGAAUUUUUUUAUUUCAGCCUCAAACUCUUAAUAAUUCUUAGGGUUAGGAUUAAAUAUAGUCGACAACAAGGAACAAGUAGAAAACACUGUGACCUCUCCUCCAUUCCCCAGUCACAUUUCAUUUUAUGGAUACUUCUGUUUAUUUAAGACAACAGUCAUCAUCAUCACUGGCUGUGUAAAUGAUUGAUCAGUUCUCUGUGCUACUCCUUUACUUCAUGGUGGCUGUUAGAGAAUUAACUCCACACAUACAUUUGUAUUUAAACAUUUAAAUGACGCUCAACGGGUGAUACAGAGUAUAAGUGAACUUUAGAACUCCUAUCUCUUCCUUAACCCAAAUAAACCUGAGUCUAUCUUACUCCAGUAAAUGUUACAUCAUCAUUUACAGUUCAAUAGUGUGACCAAGGUUGUUUUGGGCUACUCGUCUAUAUUUUAUAAUCCAGGCACACACUGUUCUUACUGUGAAAAAAGAUAAAAUGUCAUUGGCA
Molecule: messenger RNA, 3852 nt
Organism: Platichthys flesus (European flounder)
Lineage: Eukaryota; Metazoa; Chordata; Actinopteri; Pleuronectiformes; Pleuronectidae
Exons: 14
Coding region: 593-3013 (806 amino acids)
Biological process (GO): semaphorin-plexin signaling pathway; negative regulation of axon extension involved in axon guidance; neural crest cell migration
Molecular function (GO): semaphorin receptor binding; chemorepellent activity
Source: RefSeq, a predicted model, not a curated record